AUGGCAAAAAUGGAUCUCGGUGAUCUUUGUGGACGAUUUCUAACAUCACGUUUUACUAAGCAAACACAGUCAGCCAAUUCAAAGUCAUCGUUAAACAAUGGUUACAUCGCGAAUGAACACAAACGUCACUCAAUUCUCACACAGAAGCUUUUGUUCAAGCCUUAUAAAAAAAAUCCACUUGAUCAACUACGUAAACGCUAUUCAAAUCUAGUUGGUUCGUUGAUUAAUGAAAGUAUCAAACCGAUCGCUGCACCAACAACAACAACAACGACGACGACUACUACAUCUACGAUUACCAAGAACUCUUCAGUACCGAAAAAAACUUCAUCAUUGAUGAUGAAUUGGGAAUUAUUGAAAGAUCGUGGAUCGGGAUUGAUUAAUCUUGGCAAUACAUGUUUUAUUAACGCCUCGUUACAAUGUUUAGCCAAUACUCCACCGCUCGUUCAGUGGCUUUUAUCGAACUCUCAUCAUCAGCAUUGUCGAAUGAAAUUAGAAAAACAGUUUUGUCUGUUUUGCGAAGCUGAACGAAUUGUUAAAUUAAUUCAUUCCAAAGCCGCCUAUUCGUCGUCAUCAAUGGGUCCAGCUAACCCGAAUAAUCUUGUCCGACGAAUAAAAGAUAUAUCGAAAACUUUUCGUUUCGGACGUCAAGAAGAUGCUAGUGAAUUUCUCAUUUGUCUUAUCGAUAAAAUCGUCGAAGCUUGCCUUCGUUCGUCUCAGCCGCCUGAACGCUUGCGGCCAUCAUCCGGUACUUCCUACGACCAAUUGUGCCAUUCUCAAACGUUUCUUCAUGAAUUAUUCGGUCUCGUUCUUCGUUCGCGUGUUGUCUGCUCGCGUUGUCAUCAUACAUCGGAUACAUUCGAAGUACAAUAUACUUGGAUUGUUGGUGUGCGGAAUCAUUCAGAUUUAAGGCAAUCACUCCACCAGUUUGUCUGUCGUGAAACGUUAGCAGGUGAAAACUUGUAUCGGUGUAUGAAAUGUAAACAGUUAGUACCAGCGAUAAAACGGUAUACAUUACACAAAGCACCGAAAAUUUUGCUCAUCAAUUUUAAACGUUUCGAAUUUGGCAAAAACUCACAUAAACUAUCACAUCUCGUUCGUUAUCCUGAACACCUUAACGUUAAACCGUAUAUGAGCGAAGAAAAUUGCAAUGAUCAAUCGUUAAAUUAUCGUUUAUAUGCUGUUUUGGUACAUGUCGGUUCAUCGAUGCAUUCCGGACAUUACUAUUCUUAUGUACGUUCGCCAAAUAAUCGUUGGUAUAAAGCCGAUGAUUCAACAAUGACUCAAUGUGAUCUAAAUCAGGUGUUAACACAACAUGGUGCUUAUAUUUUGUGUUAUAUCAAUGAAACCGAACCAGCAAUAGGAAAUCAUGUGACCAAUGGCAUCACAUCAAUGAAUAAAACAAUCUAUCAAAAUGGAAAAUUGAAUAACAGUGAACAAAGAACGACUACAGCAACAACUAAUUCGAAGUUUUUCACACCACAUUUGUUAUGA
Molecule: messenger RNA, 1491 nt
Organism: Adineta ricciae
Lineage: Eukaryota; Metazoa; Rotifera; Eurotatoria; Adinetida; Adinetidae
Source: the annotation of a GenBank genome assembly